AUGUUCAUGCACUGUGAAACCACGGUCAGUACCUUUAGUACGCCCAACGAAGUUAUACAUCUAGCGGCUGGCCUGCAAUUUGCCAGGGUUAAGACUGUAGUUGGGACAUUAUGGAAGGUCAAUGAUAGCACUGCGCAGUGUUUAGUCGAGGCAUUCUACAAAAGCUUGUGUGGGGAUGGCACAAUGAAUUCCAAACGAGCUGCCCGAGUGCUGCACCAAGCAGUCCAGCGGUUGGCCUGCGACAGGGACAUGCCUUUAGACUAG
This is a messenger RNA of Suillus subalutaceus, 264 nucleotides long. RefSeq lists its product as uncharacterized. The transcript has a single exon. Bases 1 to 264 code for a protein of 87 amino acids. Lineage: Eukaryota; Fungi; Basidiomycota; Agaricomycetes; Boletales; Suillaceae. The record is from RefSeq and is a predicted model, not a curated record.